This is a messenger RNA of Gloeophyllum trabeum ATCC 11539, 1246 nucleotides long. RefSeq names its product Metallo-hydrolase/oxidoreductase. Lineage: Eukaryota; Fungi; Basidiomycota; Agaricomycetes; Gloeophyllales; Gloeophyllaceae. The transcript is spliced from 8 exons. Gene Ontology annotation, cellular component: membrane-bounded organelle; cytoplasm. The record is from RefSeq and is a predicted model, not a curated record. The annotation marks the transcript as partial. Gene Ontology annotation, molecular function: N-acylphosphatidylethanolamine-specific phospholipase D activity; zinc ion binding. Gene Ontology annotation, biological process: N-acylphosphatidylethanolamine metabolic process; N-acylethanolamine metabolic process.
AUGUUCAAGCGACCUUCACGACAGAAUACCGCGUCCUCGACCUUCUCCUCUUCGUCGCAGGAUUCACGGCCACCCCAUCAUAGACCCAGGGGUUUUGCCAAUCCUUGGCCCUCGGCCGCACCACCCUCUCUGGGUUCCAUCGUUAGCGCUGGGAUACCCAUCCGCUUCGCACCCAAAGUAGACCCGUAUGAGCCCGAGGUCGCGUCCGGACAAGAGAGAGUGCGAGGUAUACGAGUCGUGAGGCCCGAUUUCGACAAGGACGGGGAUGGAAGCAUUGUCGGGACAUGGUUGGGACAUGCGUCCUUCUUGAUCCAGUUCGCCAAGCCUGCUUUCUCGCCCGAUCACGAACCUAUACGUUUUCUAUUUGAUCCCAUAUUCUCUUACCGUGCAGGACCCGUAAGGUACAUUGGCCCGGCACGAAGACUGCCGCCUCCCUGCAACGUUGAGGAACUGCCAGAAAUCGCCUUUGUUUGUAUCAGCCACAACCACUAUGACCACUUAGAUCUCAAUAGCAUACUUGAGCUCAUCAAGCUUCAGCCCAAGGUUAGAUUUCUAGUUCCGUUGGGGAACAAGUCGUGGUUGGAAUCUUCUGGCAUUCCUGCCAAACAAAUAUCUGAACUCGACUGGUGGGAAAAUGUCGAUUUGGGGCCUGGUAUUGCUAGAGACGAUCCCUCGGCCGCCAUACUGGCCGAUGAAUACCAAUACGCGCACAAUGUAGAGAAGUUCGAGCCUCGGGUGCGUAUAACUUGCGUCCCGGCUCAGCAUGCUAGUGGUCGGAGCGUAACCGACCAAAACUCAACCUUGUGGUGUGGGUGGGUCGUGGAACAAUUCUUCGGCAGAGGUGAGAGUGAGAAGAGGGAUUGUGUAUACUUUGCUGGUGAUACGGGCUACCGGUCAGGCCUGGAUGCAACUGAAGUUUGUCCCGCAUUCAAAGAAAUCGGCGAGAAGUUCCGGCCCAUAGACCUGGCAAUGAUACCAAUAUGGAGAGGAGGCACCCUCUCUUUUGUCAGCGCUGCCGGACUGGAGUUAACGACCGACGCGCUGACUUUGGCACACCACGCCACGCCGUUGGACGCGCUGUGCAUACAUUUAGAUUUGCAGGCACGCCACUCCAUCGCUAUGCAUUUCGCCACGUUCGUGGGGAGCGAGGUGGAAGGAAGGAGGGCUAUCGAGGGGAUACAUGAGGCCAAGGCUAACUUGGUCAAGGCGAGAUCACAGGAGGGGAAGAAGCAGGAACGGGUCGGGA